Salvelinus sp. IW2-2015 is the source of this 653-nucleotide messenger RNA. RefSeq names its product probable inactive protein kinase DDB_G0270444. The record is from RefSeq and is a predicted model, not a curated record. NCBI's taxonomy places the organism in Eukaryota, Metazoa, Chordata, Actinopteri, Salmoniformes, Salmonidae.
GGAAGGAUGCUGACAUUAUGGUGAAGUACUACCACUCCAACCCCCUCAAGAUCAAUGGAAAGAGUGUCAAAGUAAUCUUGUCAUCGUCAAUGAAGCGCCUGAGAGAAAGUCCUGACUCCACCACAUCCAGAAGAGCAGAUUCUAGUAAAGGCCGCAGCAGCAGACACAAGAGCGAGGAGACUAGCAAGACCUCAAACUCCACGAACAAAGAGAAACCCAGUACAGGCAAACAACCUGCUGAGAAAGUGAUGGAACAAGGAGAAGGUCAACAAAGCACCUCAGAAGAGGUCAAGGAAGUGGUCAAGCAGGACAUCGAGGAGGUGGUCAAGGAGGAGGACAUUGAUUUGGAAAACAAAGAUCUAGACGAAGAGAUUAUCCAGGUGGAAGCUAAACAAAGCUUAUUAGAUGACGAGGUUGGUGCUGGUGUUGAUACUAAAGACCCCGCUCCUUCCAAAAGUGCCUCUCUGGUGGCUGAUUCUAAAGAUGAGGGGGAACACGAAAUCUCAGAACUGUUGGCAGACGAUACCUUGGAGGAUUCUGACGUAAAGGCUGCCGAUGAUGAUGUCUCAAUGGAGAACAUGAUGGAUCAGGAGAGCUUUCAUGAAGAUGUAAGAAAUGAUUGUCAUUCAUAUUUGUGACUGGAACCAACAAAG